AUGAAUCCGCAGCCCCAACAGCUAGUUAAAGUGGUUAUCACUCAUUCCACAGGCACCAAGUUCAAGGUGGUUCUAUCCAAGCAAGAGUUGGAGACAGUGCAAAGUGAUCCUGAUUAUGCAGAUCAAGUGGCUGAAAAAUAUUAUGGGUUAUAUCUCAGUGGACAUGUCACAGCUGUUGAAGCUGAAGCUUCAGACACUUUUCGACGGGAUGAAGCUGGGGCAAUUCUGGCUCAUCCCUCAGGUUCAGCUGAACCCGUCCAACCAGAGAGAAGGCCGUUUUGUGAUGAAGACGAAGAAAUUUUAAUUAGAUUGGUGUCGGAGAGGCCCGCAUUGUAUGAUUUCAGGCUGCCUUUAAAAGACAGGGCCAGAUCAAAAGUUCGAAAUUUAUGGCUGGAUGUUAUUCAAGAAUUAGAUGUGGACAUAACAGUAGAUGCUAUCGCGAAAAAGUGGAAGAACAUGCGAGACAGCUUCAUGCGAGUCAGGGCGAACAUCAAAAAAAAAAUUUCCUCUGGAUCUUCAGCAGAAGAGAAGCUGCAGGCAGAGAGGCUGAAACGUAGCCAUAGAAAUUACGAACUUCUCAUGUUUUUAGAGGAUAGUUUAACAUGUAGAAGAACCUCCACAAAUUUAGAGGGGGAGGAAUCUGAUGGCCUGAUGUCUCCUUUGUUGAGAAAUCCUACAACACCAUCAGGCUCAAGAUCAAGACCUGCAUCCAGUACCGGCAGUACCUCAACUAAUAAAACCGAUACAUCAACUGUUCAGGAUGAGGUCAAGCAUUCACAGCGGAUGAAUAGUUCUCCAUUGCAAUGUUGGGCAAUUUGUAAAAGCGAAGGCGAUAUUGUGUCAGCCCACUGUACUUGUACGGUUGGAGCGGGUGAAGUGUGCAGCCAUGUAGGAGCCCUACUUUUUGCUGUUGAGAUUAUUGCAACUUCAACGGAGGGAGCAUCGUGUACAAAUGUGGCAUCAGGCUGGAACAUACCGACAAAAGUGAAAAAAGUGUAG
Ceutorhynchus assimilis (cabbage seed weevil) is the source of this 999-nucleotide messenger RNA. The record is from the annotation of a GenBank genome assembly. Lineage: Eukaryota; Metazoa; Arthropoda; Insecta; Coleoptera; Curculionidae.